Toxoplasma gondii ME49 is the source of this 5235-nucleotide messenger RNA. RefSeq lists its product as hypothetical. The transcript has 8 exons. Bases 1933 to 3690 code for a protein of 585 amino acids. The record is from RefSeq and is a predicted model, not a curated record. NCBI's taxonomy places the organism in Eukaryota, Apicomplexa, Conoidasida, Eucoccidiorida, Sarcocystidae.
CGUCGUCGAAAGUUCUCAGGUCAUCGAGGCGAAUCUCAUACGUAGAAACGACGUGAGAUAUCUACAAGACUAAAGUCAAACACUAUCAGCUACGGUGAAACUUGAAGUUGCUCGUUUGGCACUCAACGGAAGAAGCAACGGCUGAGAAAAUGUGUUACACCUGAGCUGCACAGCGGUAUCAUUCAAAACGCCGACACUCUCGAAGUACCACUGAAUAUGCCAUACAUCCGGUUCCAGCGUUGAAAACAUUCAGUAUCACGUUUCAGGUACGGUUACGAGUGGCUUUGUACAAACGCACAUCAAUACUUGUCGUAGACUCCAACCGCAGAAACGCUGGACGGCGGCGGUGCUUAGGUUAACUGUAAAUCGAAUGAUAUCCGCUGUUUCUACUUUCAUAUUCGCGCAAAUAGCAUGAAGUGGAUUUUUCCUUGCAUACCAAAUGCGACCGGACGGAAACUGUUCGUCAUACCACUGUCCCAAGUACCAAGAGGAGCCUAUUAAACAGGCGCUCUGCGGCAGUCAACACACGGGGGAACCAGAAUCCAGACGGCUCACGGUCAAGAGGACAGAAGGGGAGCAAAUGAAGGUAUUCACCUAGGCUUUACCCGGGCUUUGAUUCAGCGGCAUUUCUUAACUCAACGGGAUGCCAGUGAAUGUCUCAUUCUUGCGUUGCGGAUGAGGGCCGCUGAGAGACUCUCAGCUCAGCGGCAGGCCUGCGUGGAUUAUAACAGAGCCACAGUGACGGGACAAAGACCAAGGAGGAAAACCAAGUGUGAAACACGCAAGAACACAAGUAGAGAGGAAUAGUAAGGGGGCGAGGAGCGCCGAUCAUGACGAGAGAAGGCAGAAGGCGGCAUUCGUUGCACAGGCGAGUCUGGAGCUCUACGGGGUCGACGCACACUCGGGGGGGGAGGCUCGAGGUGACGAUACACUCGAAGCCCGUUGUCUGUACGCCUGGUUUUUGUGACACUUCUCCAGUCAAAUUGUCCUGAGAUUGAGGAACACCGCCAAUGCUCUCAAAAUCUGUCCACGUUAACCUUUGACUUGCACUCGCGAGCAACUGUCCGGCACGCGUGCUGUCGGUUCCUGGCAGGCUUCCUCGCGGCGAUCGCCGGUUCCCGACGCUUGUCUCCAACGCAACCCGGUAACCGGACAUCUGUCAUGCGCUACAGAGGAAAAAUGCACCUCUUCUUGCAGCCAGACAAUUAUUCGGAGUUCCUUUUGUCAGCCGUCUCGCCUUUUCCUUCCAUCAGCCCCGCUUCUGAAGAUUGACUUUGACGCUCGCGCCGUUUGCAUGGUUUCCACCGCGGGCAGCGUACACAGAAAGAGGCAGGCGCGUGUGCUGUUUCGCAACUUUGUUUGCCUCGUCUUCACGUCUUUCUGCGCGAAGACUCGACAUUGUAGUCUUUUUUCGUGACCGUUUGAGUGGGAAGCAGGCGGGCACCCUUUUCCUCCGCAGAGAGCGCACUCAAAAACCACCGAUACUCACGCAAGGCACAUCUAGUGCCGCCGGUCGCAGUCAAGACGACUUCCGCCUUUCUCACCGGCCGGCUCCCGUCAUUCUGCCGGAGUUGAGUUGUCUCUUGUCCCUUCUUUCGCCACCUCUCGUCUCGACUCGCUUGAGAGUGAGAAAUUCUCAGAACGGAGCUUCCCUGUGGUCCCUCUGGGGCAGCUGCAGGUCUCGCGCGGUGCUGGCCCGCCGCCUCUUUCUUGCGGUUCACACUGUCUCCGUCAGUUGUUCUGUCGGUACGCAUAUUUUCCAGACUCUACAGAACCGAGUGCCUGCAGGCGUGUCCCUUUCUUGCGUUUUGUGGGCCAGAAACGCUGUCCGGAUCCCUGCAUUUAUGGAUAAACACCCGAGACGGUGUAGGUAUGGAUCUGCGGAGGGGUCGGUAAGAUUCUUCACAGGUUCCUGUCUUCACUGUUUCCCAGAUGUCAACACACAGUCUUUCAGCGAUGCCGCCGCCACCUCCUGGUCCCCUCCAACUAGCUGCUGCCCCCCAGAGCCGCAGACGAGGCAGGCGGCCAGAGGCACGACACGCCGCGUCUCCCGCUUCACUUCCCUCUUUUGCGCUUUGUCUCCCUGUCUCUUUGCCCCACCGCGCGUACUGUCUCCGACACGUCUUCCUCGGCUGCCUCGGCCUCUUCGCUCUCUUAUGGAACUCUGGCCAGCUGGCCUCUGCCCAACUCCGCAUCCAGUCGCCUAAGCACCUCAUCGAGGAACUGAAGGGCGCCGGAGCCUUCGAGGAGCAGGCGGGAGAAACCAUUAUCGGGUCCACUGCGUCCUUCGGCACUCCUGCAUACGGAACUGUCCUCAGAGGAAAGGCAUUCUAUGUGCCCGACCCCGCGACAGAGCGCGUGGACAGCGGCAGUCACUGCACUCCAGCGUAUUGCGAGAAAAUCAAGAACGAAGUGGAUCAGUGGAAGAAAUCAGAGGCGACAGGAGGACCCAGCAAGGUUAUUUUCUUUCUGGAUCGCGGCAUUUGCACCUUCGCGACGAAAGUGAGAAUUGCACAAGCAUGUGGAGCGGAUGCAGCAGUCGUGGUCGAUCGAGGCGUCUCUGGAUGGAGUCGGUCUUAUAUUCGGUUCAAUGUGAUAAUGAGCGACGAUGGAACCGGGCAAGACAUUAAUAUUCCUAGCGUCCUCAUUUCGAGGGCAGACGGGCAAUUAAUUCUUGACGCCAUCAUCGCGGGUGCCGGCGAUGAACCUGUUCUUCUCGAAAUGGAAUGGAACAUUCCCAAUAGAUGGCCCGUCGCUGUCGAGUUCUGGACAGAUCCAGGCGAACGACAAAGCAGCGCGUUUCUGCAGCAGGUCGCGCCGCACAUGUUAGAACUCGGUCCACAUGUCCGGUUCAAGACGCUCUACUCGAUUUUCGAGAUCGAGGGGGGAAGCGGCGAACUUUGUCUCACCAAGGGUCUCUACAAACAGUUUCCGCAGGCGUACUGCGCUUUCGACCCUGCUGCGCAGUCCGUAGCCCACACUGGCAGCGAAGUCGUGGAGGAGGCGCUGCGAGAGGCUUGUCUCUAUCAGAUCACCGCAACGUCUGCGAAGGAUCUGCCUGACUCGGAGUUCUCCAAAGAGUUUUGGCAGUACCACAUGCUCAUGGCUGACCCGCAAAAAGGCUGCUUUUUCAACGGAGAAGGCCGACACGAGUGGGGGGAGAGUUGCUCCAUGCGGUUGAUGAGCGAAAUUCUGUCUUCUGGACAAAUGAAACUCUUGAAGGAAUGCAUCGAUGGGCCGCAAGGGCGCCAGCUCCUCGACGUCUCAAAAUCCAAUCGAACCUGGGGACCGAUCGCUCUCCGCGUCAACGGCGCGAGGUUUAGCGGCAAUCUGGAUGUCGAAACGGCCAUGCGGGUGAUCUGCGCCUCUACAAAGGACCCCAACACCGACCGAUACCGCGCGCCGGAAUGCGAGAAACUGAUGAUAGAAGUGCAUAAAGAGGAGGCACCGUGGCUGCGAGAUGCGCCCGACUGGCAGAACUUCUUCCUGGUUCUGCUCUUCCUGGGAAUCAUCGCUGCAUGCGCGGUCGCGCUCUACUACAGGGUGGCGAAACAGCGACUGCUUCAGGAAGUGCGGCGGGAAGUGAAUGCGGAGAUCCAGCAGCAAAUCCAACAGUAUUACGAAAUGAACGAAGAACGGGCUCCGCCCGCAAGACGCGGCCUCGAGCGACAGCCUCUUGUCGUCCCCUGAACACCCCACCUUCGCGGAGGACGCUUCGCUCCGGUGGACUCUCGGGUGUCUAUACACUCGCGCUCUGUACGGCCUGUCAGGUGUAUGUACACCCGAGACUUGUACGCCAGGGUGUCCUCUGAGUAUACAGGUGUUUGCGGGUGUAUGCGUUGUGCUGUGGACCUUCACAGGCGCACAAACACGGCUCUGGUUUCUUUCCGUUGUUUUGGGUUGUCUGGCAGUGGCCUAUGUAAAAAAACGCAUAUAAACAUGCUGCCGCACCCGGAACGUAGAGAGAGACACGCAGGUUCAUACCUACGUCUGCAAAUGCAGAUAUAUAGACUCUCUCGCGUGUCUAUAUAUGUACAUCUUGAAUCGGCAUCUGUCCCUCUGACGCAGUGUGAAGAUGGCUUUACAAAUGCAGAAAGCAACAAUCUAUGCAUGGAGAGGCUGCGGGCGGGAGAGGGGAAACGAAGCAACACAUGGGAGACACAGUACGAGAGGGUGACUGCACCGUCGCCGUCGUGACUUCUUUAGAGAGAACAGAGGGAGAGGAGAAUGCUGGACAACAUGCGAAGAAGCCGGAUGGGGUUCGCAGGGCGCCGAGAUCCCAGAGCGAGACUGGACAGAAUCCCGCGAAAGGAAGGACAAAAGUGAAACGCAAGUGAAGAACGACAGACGAACGGUCCGCGCAGAAAGCUCAGAAGCAGCAACGGGCAGGAAUGGCGAAGACGAAUGAUAACGUUACCGUUCGGUUACGUCCAAACUGCCGGGAUUUUUCUCGUUCGUUUGGCCUGCCUCGGCCUCCGCAAGGACCGGGGAGGAUCAAACCGGACAAGACACUCAGGAGCGUUCUCCUCCUUGCGGGCCUGAGACGUCUCACCUCUUCACCUUGUGUCUGCUGUGCGGUGUAUGUAGACUGAGAUUCCCUCAAGCGGUGGAUUUUUUUCUUCUUUUUCUGCGUCGCAAAUCCAGUCUGCGGAAGCGCGUUCACACGCAGUGCUGAUCAGGCCAUGAAGAGGGGCAAGGCCUGCUUCGCGGCAUCAGGGGACCGUUUUCUUGUUGGAGGUCAGACAUCUUGUGUCUUGACCAUUCCCGAUUUCCGGUCUGUCCAGACGCUACCAAGGAUUAACAGCCACAUGUGACGCCGGCCACUCCAAACGAAUAUCCGCGAUCAUCGCGUGCACACACCCAUGUCUACUUUUGUGUAUCCAUAUAUCUGUAUGUACAUAUAUAUAUAUAUAUAUAUAUAUAUAUAUAUAUAUAUGCACUUUGGAGGUUUUUUUCUCACUGCUCUGUUCGGCUGCUUGUGCAAGGCCACUCACCUUGUCCCCCAUUGUGAAGAUGCGGCUGAUCUUUUUUUCCAGUUCGGUGGAUUUACCAUUCGUGUUCACAUGUGGGUUCCCUCGGCUGACGGCUCCGUUUCAAAACGCGCAACUCGGACCUUCGCACCUUCCCUUUUUUAUGAUGCAUGCAGUUAAAGGACGCAACCGAAUCUCUUUGAAUGCGUUCCGGCUUCACAGCGCCCAAAUAUCGCAGUCACCCCGCCUCGCCCUCACAGGGCAC